AUGUCGGCAUCAGACAUUUCCGACAUGAAGCAACAUGAUGCUCAGCAUGUGGAGAGUGUCAGGAGCCUUGUCACCAUUGACAAUAUCCAAGUGCUCGGUCUGAGUCCUGAGGAUACGCAGUUCUACACAAGCUUCUCCGCGGAACAGAAAAAGGCACUCUUACGCAAGGUCGAUAUUCGCUUGGUGCCAAUGUUGGCCGUGCUUUACUUAAUCUCUCAGAUUGACCGAGCCAACAUCGGAAAUGCAAAGAUUGAGGGGCUCACGGAAGACUUGCGACUAAGUGGCAUCCAGUAUAACAUUGUACUGAGCAUCUUCUUUGUCCCCUAUGUGCUUCUGGAGGUGCCAAGUAAUAUCCUACUCAAGAGCUUUUUCAGGCCUUCAGUCUAUCUGGGAAUUCUCAUCACUUGCUGGGGAAUUGUGAUGACCCUAACAGGCAUUGUGCAAAAUUUUGCUGGUAUGCUCGUCACACGUCUCCUCCUGGGUGCCUUCGAAGCCGGAUUCUACCCUGCAGCAGUAUAUCUGUGCACAUUCUGGUAUAUGCCCAAGGACCUCGCCUAUCGCGUUUCCAUCUUCUACUGUGCCAGUGCGCUUUCUGGGGCUUUCUCGGGUCUUCUGGCCGCCGGCAUUGCGCAAAUGCAUGAAAUCGGUGGCCAGGAAGGCUGGCGAUGGAUCUUCCUGCUAGAAGGACUUGCGACGGUAGUUCUCGGCGUGAUGUGCUUUUUCCUGCUCAUUGAUUCACCGAAAAGAUCAAGCAAGUGGCUUAGCCCCGACGAAAUCCGAUACCUUGAGCUGCAACAUUUCAUAAAAGAAGGGGGUGAUUUCAAAGACCAGAGAAAGAGGGUUUCUUGGGAGGAGCUGAAAACCGUUUUUCUCAACUGGAGGUUGUAUCUGCUGGCGUAUAUCUUGCUCUGCCAGUCUGCCUCCGCGUACGGCCUCAAAUUCACCAUGCCUACUAUCACGAAGGCCAUGGGUUUCACCAAUACGAACGCGCAACUCAUGGUUGCGCCCCCGUAUAUUGCGGCUGCCAUCUCCGCCAUCUGUUGCUCGAAACUGUCCGACCUCUUCUACUGGCGAAUGCCCUUCGUUGCGAUACCAUUGAUGGUCGUCACGAUUGGCUACUCAAUUGUUAUCUCGUUCCAUGGACAAUUGAAGGAGAACAUUGGCCCUUGCUACUUCGCUAUGGUCCUUGUCUGUAUCGGUCUUUACCCGACCCACCCUGCAACCACCUCAUGGUUGGCCAACAACCUGGCCCCAUCCGGGCGCAGAGCCAUUGGCCUUGCUCUUAGUAUCUGCAUUGGGAAUACCGGCGGCGUUAUCGGUAGUUACAUGUACAUGGAUAAGGAGGCCCCCACGUAUUAUACCGGGUUUGGCUUGUCACUCGCUUUCGGUGGCUCUGGUUUGAUUGCAGCGCUUCUGCUGGAGCUUUCAUAUAUUUAUGGCAACCGAAGGAAAGCAAAUGAAUCCGAAGCGGAAAUCAGAGAGCAAUACACGGAUGACCAGCUGUUGGCGAUGGGUGACAAGUCUCCAUUAUUCAAGUACACGCUGUGA
This is a messenger RNA of Aspergillus pseudotamarii, 1548 nucleotides long. RefSeq names its product putative MFS transporter. Gene Ontology annotation, biological process: transmembrane transport. Gene Ontology annotation, molecular function: transmembrane transporter activity. The transcript is spliced from 5 exons. Lineage: Eukaryota; Fungi; Ascomycota; Eurotiomycetes; Eurotiales; Aspergillaceae. Bases 1 to 1548 code for a protein of 515 amino acids. The record is from RefSeq and is a predicted model, not a curated record. Gene Ontology annotation, cellular component: membrane.